Messenger RNA from Peromyscus californicus insignis, 3007 nucleotides. It is a transcript of the gene Znf830, whose product is annotated as zinc finger protein 830. The transcript has a single exon. Gene Ontology annotation, molecular function: zinc ion binding; nucleic acid binding. Bases 35 to 1144 code for a protein of 369 amino acids. Gene Ontology annotation, cellular component: spliceosomal complex; nucleus. The record is from RefSeq and is a predicted model, not a curated record. NCBI's taxonomy places the organism in Eukaryota, Metazoa, Chordata, Mammalia, Rodentia, Cricetidae. Gene Ontology annotation, biological process: mitotic DNA replication checkpoint signaling; nuclear DNA replication; mitotic DNA damage checkpoint signaling.
GGAAGCCAGAAGCGCCUGAAUCGCCGGCCCAAAGAUGGCGUCCUCCGCUUCUGCUGGGACCCCGGCGGGGAAGCGGGUGGUGAAUCAGGAAGAACUGAGGCGGUUGAUGAAGGAGAAGCAGCGCCUGAGCACCAACCGGAAGAGGAUAGAAUCUCCGUUCGCCAAGUACAACCGUCUGGGGCAGUUGAGCUGCGCACUUUGUAACACUCCGGUCAAGAGCGAGCUCCUGUGGCAGACCCAUGUUCUGGGAAAGCAGCACCGGGAGAGAGUAGCCGAGCUGAAAGGCGCCAAGGGAGCAACCCAGGGCCCGUCCGCCAGCGCGGCGCCUCAGCCCAUCAAGAGGAGAGCGACGGAUGCGGAGAGCCAUGACGCCAAGAGAACCAAGGCCUCCGUGGGACCUCAGGUACAGCCCUCCACCUCGGCCUCGCCCGCCAACUUUGAGAAAUCGGGAAAAGAGGCCGCUAGGGCAACCUCCAGUAAACCUUCUGGACUCGGUUUACUCCCUGAUUAUGAAGAUGAGGAAGAGGAGGAGGAAGAAGAGGGAGGUGGAGAAGGAAGAAGGGACAGCAGCAAGCAUCUUCCAGAUGCACAGGGCAAAACCAAAGAACAUUCGCUUGCCUCUCCGACAAGUAAUGUGCUGCCAAAUGAUCCCUUUAAUACAAAUCCUCCCAAGGCCCCCUUAGUUCCUCAUUCAGGGUCAAUUGAGAAAGCAGAAAUACAUGAAAAAGUGGUGGAAAGGAGAGAGAACACCGCCGAAGCAUUACCAGAAGGGUUCUUCGACGACCCUGAGGUAGAUGCAAAGGUCCGGAAGGUUGAUGCCCCCAAAGAUCAAAUGGACAAAGAGUGGGACGAGUUUCAAAAGGCCAUGAGGCAAGUCAACACUAUUUCCGAAGCUAUAGUUGCUGAAGAGGAUGAGGAGGGACGGUUGGAUCGGCAGAUUGGAGAGAUUGAUGAGCAGAUAGAGUGUUACCGUCGGGUGGAAAAGCUGCGGAAUCGCCAGGAUGAAAUAAAAAACAAACUUAAAGAGGUUCUGACCAUAAAAGAAUUACAGAAGAAGGAAGAAGAGAAUGUGGACAGUGAUGACGAGGGAGAAUUACAGGAUUUGCUGUCUCAGGAUUGGCGGGUGAAAGGGGCUUUGCUGUAAGGUUUUGAAGAUCCAAGCUUUCCAUCAUUCUCCGCUACCCCGUAAAAAGUGCUGUGUUCUAGUACUUGUGUUACUCUAGCCUUGGGUACCCUGAGUUGUUGAGAUAAAAUAAGCUAGUGAGCAGUAAUACUUCGGGGAAGGUACAGCGGUGCUAUUUAUUAUAAAAUGUUUAAGGUAAAUCUGUUUUUGAAAUUAUAACUGCAAAUUGCCAACUUUUUCGUGUUUACAGACUUAAUGUUGAUUUUCAGUUGUAAAUACUGUACAUAGCUAAAUAUAUAUUUACAUAAGUCACUGUUUUGAAACUUAUAAAUAGAAGUCAGACCAAAAAGACACAAGUUUCUAUGACCUCGAUGUGCAUAUAUAUUUUCAAGCCUUAAACUCCAGGGUUUGGGGCUUUGGGGAGCUUGUUUUUAAAAGGCUACUCAUAAACACGUAUAUUUUUUCAUAAAGCAGUGAAUGAAUAUUCUUUUUUCAAAAGCAUAUUUCAUGAGAUCACUGAGAAAAACAUGCCACAAAUGCCCAACCUCCUUAAGCCAACAUUUCUUUGGACAAGACCAAUGAUUGUCAAAAAUGUAGGUCAGUAUCGCCUGUGAAACUUUUGAUUGUGCAUUGAAUGUCAAAUCACCUAUGCAACAUUAGUGCCUGAACCCUAGCCUUAGAUUCCAUAAAUCUAAAGGGGUCCAGAUGACAGUAUUCUUGAAUGUUCCCAGGUUAUUCUAAUAUAUGCCCACAUUAGAGAGCAGCUGCCCUAAGUCCAGACCUAUUUCUAUAUUAUUUCAGGGUUGGUUUUCCUCUAACAUGUUCUGUAAAUUUGCUAUACUCCCUGCCCCGCAGUGGUGCUAGGCAUGUACCACCACUGAGCUGGUUUCGAGUGAAGGAAAUGUUACCUUUUAUUUCUACCCCCAUUGAGGCUGAAAUUUGAUUUUUGUGGUAAAUUAGGCUUGUGUUUACAGGUUCUUUCAAUUGCAGGAAGAUGUUCAUGUUGCUAAGAAAGCAAUGACAAUUGCCUUAUAGUAACUGUUGAUAGUUUAAAGUACUCUACUCCUCCAAAGUACUUGGAGGAUGAGGUGUUCAAAAAGGAAAAUAAAUAGCAGUGUUUUAUAUACAGCAUGUUCAAAUUUAAUAAUAAUAAUAGCUAAGACGUACUAUUUGUUCUAAGCAUAAGCCAGACAGGGUUCUAAAUACUUUACAUAUAUUAACCCAUUUUAGUUCAGACUUCAUAGGGGGAAGCCCAAGAAAAACGGUCUGAAAACCUUAAAAACUAUGAACUGGAGAGAUGGCUCAGCAGUUAAGAGUUCUGGCUGCUCUUCCAGAGGACUCUGGUUCAAUUCCCAGCAACCACAUGGCAGCUCACAACUGUCUAUAGCUCCAAUUCCAUGGUAUCUGGCACCUUCACAGGUAUACAUGUAGGCAGAAACACCAAUACACAUAAAAUAAAAAUAAAUCUUAAAAAAUGUUUUAUAAAAAACAAACAAAACUGAUGUGGUGAUUCACACCUGACACUCAGCUUUUGGGAAACCUAGGGAGAUGGCUGAAGUUUGGGAAACACCUGAACUACAUAGUGAUAUCAUGUCCAAAAUGGAAAAAAAAAAAAAAGCCUUAAGUUCUAAAGAAUUGUUCCACCAGGCAAUGAGAAACUAAAUAGAGGGGUUUUUGUCUUUAAACAGAAGAUUCUGUGAUGAUUGGGUGUUACUCUAGUUGUCGUAUAUGGUAUAGACGGAGCACAGGACAAGGAACUGGGAAAUUACAUAAAAACUACUUCAAAAGUAAAGUGACUAAAACUGACUAGUAUGGACAAAGUGAGGGGAAAGUAACAAAAUUCCUCAGGAAAAGCUAACAUAUUAAAGAUGUGUAUUUUAUGUA